Molecule: messenger RNA, 1794 nt
Organism: Parasteatoda tepidariorum (common house spider)
Lineage: Eukaryota; Metazoa; Arthropoda; Arachnida; Araneae; Theridiidae
Product: cytochrome P450 2J4
Biological process (GO): xenobiotic metabolic process
Cellular component (GO): cytoplasm; intracellular membrane-bounded organelle
Molecular function (GO): iron ion binding; oxidoreductase activity, acting on paired donors, with incorporation or reduction of molecular oxygen, reduced flavin or flavoprotein as one donor, and incorporation of one atom of oxygen; heme binding
Source: RefSeq, a predicted model, not a curated record
UACUGUCAUAUAUUUCUGAUAGUGCGUGUUAGAUUGACAAGGAGAGGUGUAAUAGAUAAAUUUGUUCUGGAUAUUUUUUUUGAUAAAAAAAGUUUUAAUAUCAAAAAAGAAAAAACCUUAUUAUUUGGUUUCCCAUUAAAGACAAUGCUGAAGCCAUUUUAAACUGUCCUAUGAAACUUUGAAAAUGUUCUUUUUUCAUAUUGAUUAUGUUACGAAAACACUGGGAGUGUUUAUUGUUUCGUUAAUAUUAUGUAGUAUAAUUUACAGAUGGUUUCGAUCUAGAAAUUAUCCCCCAGGACCUAUUGGUUUACCGUUAAUUGGUUACGGAUUCUUCCUGGGUAAAAAACCUAACCUAACACUCCAAGAUUUAGGUAAUAAAUAUGGCGGCAUAUUUAGCUUCUAUACUGGCCCGCAACUAAUUGUAUGUGUUACAGAAUAUCACAUGAUUAAGGAUAUUUUGAAUCUGCCAAACACUUUAUCAAGGACCCCUCAUUCAUUUGAUUUCCUGGUUGGAAAAGGAGGAUUAGGUUCAUUAAAUGGAGAGGAGUGGAAAGAGCAGCGUCGAUUCACUAUGCACACUAUGAGGAAUUUGGGACUUGGAAAAGGACUUUGGGAAACAAUGAUACAGGAAGAUGCAAAUAAACUUGUAAAUAAAUUGAAAGAUAAAAAUGGGAAACCAUUUUUCUUUGAGCCAUUAUUAUCAAGAUCUCAAAUCACCAACAGUUUAUCUCUACUUUUCGGUAGACAUUUGGAUGAAGAAACUGAAAAAGAAGAAAUCGAAACAAUGUGUAAAGUUGGCAAAGAAAUGAUGAAACACAUGGUAUCAGUCAAUCUAAACAUUUUGUUUCCUGGGGCGUUCAAAGUUCUUGAAACUUUGAACAUAAAAGGCAUGAAAGAUUUCAUGGUGAUUCUCAAGAAACUUGAAAAGUUUAUUGGAAAAGAGGUGGAAAACCGAAUGCGUUCGAAAAAUGAAGUUACAAGGGAUGAUUUUAUUGGUUGUUACUUAAACGAACUAGAUAAAAAAAAAGAUGAUACCAACAGUUCAUUUACAGUUGAACAUCUCAUUGGUGACAUGUUUAUACUAUUAAUUGCGGGUCAUGACUCAACAGUUGCCAGUGUAGGUUGGCUGCUUCUAUUAAUGGCCAAAAACCAAGAAAUCCAGAAAAAAGUAUGCGAAGAAAUCGACCGGGAAAUCGGAAGAGAUGGGACGGUUUACUACGAAGACAAACAGAAACUACCGUACACUUUGGCAUCGAUAUUGGAAAUGUUACGGUGGGCUUCAAUAAGUGGACUUUUCCCAGCCCGAUAUGUAACGGAAAGUUUUACUUUUCAAAACUAUGAAAUUCCACAAGGUGCUCAGAUUAUCUGCAAUGGAUACGCAAUGAUGCAUGAUCCUAAAUAUUUUGACAACCCAAUGGCAUAUCAACCCGACAGAUUCCUUGAUAAAGAUGGCUCAGUCAGGCUAUACAAUGUUGAUGCAUAUGGACCAUUUUCAUUUGGGAAACGUAAUUGUCCUGGAGAUGGCAUUGCUGUAAUGACCGUCUACUUGUAUUUCGUGUCCAUAAUGCAGAAAUUUUCCAUCCAACCUCCGCCUGGAAAAGUACCUGAUCUGGAUUAUAUAUUUACAGCUGGUCUCAUUCCGAAUCCUCAGGAACUGUGCUUUAUUGAGAGAUGAUAGUUGGGAUAUAAGUUGCAUGAAAAAACUAAUGAUUUAAGAUAAAUCUUAAAUCCUCUUAUUUUAAUCCGCUGUUAGCACCUUUAUUAAUAAUUGUUUAAUAAAAGUACUUCAAAAGC